GGGUAAGCAAAGCAUGGGUCGAGAUCUGUAAAAUAAGUCAGGUAAAGUCACUGGAGAACUGGGCAUGAAGGUACACAAUAAUCUGACAAGGAGUGGUUGUUUGUGAGAGAGGUAUAUAGAGUGGAGUGAUGAAUGAGAGGAGGAACAGAUGUGCUCGAACCAGUGAAUGAGGCAGCAAAACAGAAGCAGUGAACUGCAGUAAGGACUCGCGGGUGAUCAUGAUGUAUUGGUUAGCCAGAUGGGCAUGACCUGGCGGGCCGUGACAUAGAGCAGGCAUGAAGAUCUUCAGCAUCCUUGUGUUUCUGGUGCUGGUUUUAAAAGCAGUUGCUUCUGUGCCAGCUGGUUAUACGAUGGCCAAGCUGAACCAGUCCGUUACACUCCUCUGUACUGGGAGAUGUUCUGGAGUGAUGAAAUGGAUCCAGCCCCGGAAUAAAGGCGUGUGUGUGGCUGGGUGUGAUCAGACAUCCUGCUGGUCAGAGGUGGGCUAUGAACUCUCUCAUGAUCAGUACGUGAGGGGGAACCUGUCUCUCACCAUCACUGCAGCUGAGUACAGUAAGAGAACCUGGUACACGUGUCGAUGUGACGGCAGAGAUGUGUGUGAUGUGAUUCUCCGCAUCGAGCCUCUUGAGGUCACCAGACAUAUGAAGCAUGGAGAAGCUCUUCAUCUGGACCUGCCCAUCACAGAGAACGUUGAGGUGACCUUUAAGCAGUCAGCUGAUGAUGGCUCUAUCGGAGUGUGUACAGUCGAUGGGCGUAAACUUGAGUGUGACUCAGGAUAUAAGAGCAGAGCAUCGCUGAAGUCGUCUCUGACUCUGAGUGAAGUGAAGGACUCUGACUGCGGUGUGUACACUGUGCAGGACACCGAGAAUAAAGAGGUCAUCGCUUCCUAUACUGUCACAGGGUGUAAAGCAGCAGAUCAGGGUGCUGGGGCAGUCCCCGUGUCUCAGACUCACAAUCUCAGACGCCGCAGUGUUUCCUCCGAGGAGAAACCAUGUCCAGAGCAGGAGAGUCGUAUGCCAGCGUGGGGGAUCGCACUGAUGGUGGUGAUGUUUCUGGUCAUAAUUGUGCUGACGGGAGUGAUCGUUCGUCUGCAGUCCUCAGGCCCACAUUAACACUGUAUUUCGAAUAUGUCAUGUAUCCCAUACUGACUGUGCCAUGUUAUCUCCCGCGCUAGUGCUCCAGGCUUUGUAGUAAUCAAUUUAACUCUGUUUUAUUUCUAUAGCGUAAAUUUUAUUUUUAUUUCUAUAGCGCUUUUAACAAUGUUCUUUAUUGAGCAAGCAGCUUUACAGAAGUAAAAUAAUCACUGAAAUGAGUAUGAAAAGUGUAAGGAAAUGUGUAUGAACUUAACAGAUUGUCCCUGAUGAGGCCGACCGUGGUGAGGAGGAACUGCCUAAGAUUGAAAUAGGAAAAAAAAAGGGUCAAGGUCAAAGAAAGGUUUUACGUCUGAGAUUAAUUCUAAAGAGCUUCCUUCAUGUUUGAUGUGUAUUUUAAAGAAAUGUUAAUUCCACACAUCAGUAAGGAGAAGUACUGGUUAGUGAUGGACGCAUCCCUGUGUGUGCUGUAGGUGUUGAGCUCUAAGAGUCUCGUUUAUAACGACUUCUGAUUCAUUCAUCACUUAGUUUGUACACUUCAGCCUGUUCAGGGUCGCGUAUUAUUUUAAACACCGCUGGUGCCUCCUACACUGAUGAUGUGCACUGAAACACCAGGGCCUGUGUUCACUAAGUGUCUCAGAGUAGGAAAUCACGGCCAACAAUUCUCAGAAUGACACCAUUUUAGUCCUACUUUUAGGAGUAGGAAUAAGAGCUAGUUUAAAAUUCUUAAAAUAGAAAAUCACUCCUACCUCCACCAAAAUGUAAUAGAGCUCCGAAGGUGUCUUAAGUGGUUAGGAGUAGUGAGGAAGAGACGUUUUAGUAACAUUGUGUUUAACCGGCCCUAUAAUGAACAUGUGGUAUGCUAUCUCCGCAGGUGAUGACUGAAACUCUUACAGCACCUGCGCAGAUUCGUACAUUUCCUAACCACAUGUAGGCAUCAUCCGUGGUACACACAUUAAAAUAAUUAUAUUAAUAUAUACAUUUUAAAUACUUUAUUGAUUUGAGAUCCUCCGUUAUAAGCAGCACUUCAUUAACAGGGCGUGCCCCGUGUUUCACACCCCUUAAGGGGUUCGUGCUGCAGACUGACAGGUGGCACUGAUGAUUAUACAAAUUGUCUCUAUUCACUUUUUAUCUUUAAAUGUCGCCAUCUAGUGCGACAAUGGGAGUAAAUUCACACAUAUGGGUCAGUGUACGGAGAUGAAGUGAGGCAGGUGAGCCGUAGCCAUUAGACACGCCCACUCAGGUGUACAUGCUGGUGUUUAACUUAAG
This is a messenger RNA of Clarias gariepinus (North African catfish), 2360 nucleotides long. RefSeq lists its product as uncharacterized. The record is from RefSeq and is a predicted model, not a curated record. The transcript is spliced from 6 exons. NCBI's taxonomy places the organism in Eukaryota, Metazoa, Chordata, Actinopteri, Siluriformes, Clariidae. The coding region runs from base 276 to 1112 and encodes 278 amino acids.